Zea mays is the source of this 5155-nucleotide messenger RNA. The record is from RefSeq and is a predicted model, not a curated record. Lineage: Eukaryota; Viridiplantae; Streptophyta; Magnoliopsida; Poales; Poaceae.
UUUUACAAGAGCAUAGAAGCACCGUGAAAGUGUUAUCAGAGCUGGUUGUUGAUAUUGUCGGGUAAUAGUGCACCUACACGCCUUCAUCGACGUUGUUUUUUAACCGGAAGACCUAGAGCUAACUAUCGAGACUUUGGGCUAUCCGGACACAUACUUCGAGAAAUGGUUUAUGCAUGUUUGUUACCGGGUGCAACAAGAUCCAGUUGAUGGUACGUUGCUCCGCUUGGUUCAAGGUGCGCUUGAUCCCUUGCAGCAAUUCGUAGCGGACGGAUGCCACCUCACCAGGAGAACCGGACAGAGCAUCCGAGAUGCUGGGUUCUCGAGUCUGAGCCUGGACGGUGUCCGACUGUCGAACGCCUACAUCAUUAGCCCUCAUGUUUAUGGCGUAGCCUGCAAGUGAGCCCAUCUCUAUGCCGGGAGCCGGGAUUCCCUGUCCAUAAGAAAAGGGCGUAAAAAGGUUGUUGGAGAGGACGUAAAGAGGUUAUGUUCUUGGAGCUACUCUGCUUUGUUGUUGAUCUUGAUUUCCUUAGACUUGGGAUGGAUUUGAAAGGAAUGGAGCCGCAGAUCUGACGGGCCCAACGGAGUCUGGAUUCGCUGCUGGGCUGGUUGGUUGUCUCCGUUUGGCGCGGGGACUCUGGAAGGUUCAUGGCCCUCCUCCGUUCAAUCAAUGCAGACAGCUGACAGCCAGACAGUACUGCCCACCCGGCCGCGUGACCCAGCACGGAGAGGAGCAGACUGCAGGUGGCCGGCCACAGCGAGGGACCUGCAACUGCAACUGCAUGGCUGACGCCGCAGGACACUUGCGCGUUUCGCUGCGUCGUUCAUGCGACACGUAUCGCUCGGACGCAGUCUACAGUGCGUACGGCGCUACGCCGGUGGCUUCGCAGUUGGAACCGUGCUGCCGUUGGAGCGGCCAUCGGGACGUGGCUUGUGGCCCCACGGGUUCGAAUCGAUGCGCUUUGCUUCCGUAGGUCACGGCUCACGGGUCCCUCUCCCGUCUCUGCAAAAGCUCCCGCCGCGGCCAGCAGCAGCAGCAGCCCGUCAAAAACGAUUUGCCAACCUUGAAGACAAAUGAAUCUGUUAAAAACGAUCUGCAUGCGCGGGUUUCUCGUCCGACCAUUUUAAAACGUUGGAAACCCUAGGAAUCUGCUCCGGUUUUGUGGGUGACGACGUGAGGUGCUGGUGCUGCUCGCCCGUGUGGGCUUCGGACAAGGGACAGACUAUUUUCUGUGCAGGACUUCGGCAUGCACAGGUGGGGCCGGGCGGGCGCUCGGCGCUCUGAAUCGGAAGGGAACUCGGCAGAGGGAGCAUGUGCCUGUGCGUGUCCCGUGUUGGCUUGCUAUUUCUGAUUUCUCGCACAACCUGACGGAUUGAAGCGAAUGGACAAUGGAGCCCCACACAGUCUGCAACUGCCAGCCUGCUGCUAUGGUGCUCCACGCCCCCGCCCAGGCUGCAAUUGCAAUCCUGCUGCUCCUGUAGGGCGGUGGGCCUACGCUAACGGUAAGAAUUAAAAAAAUUAAGGAAUAUGUUAACCUCAGCCCAGUGACAGCGUACUGAUCUGUGGCAAAAGUGUCAGCAACGAGCCAACCAUCGGCAUAGUAAAAUGGAAGAGAAUUGUGGCUAAUGUAAGAUAAUACUGUUACAAAAUAUUUGUACAUGUGAUCUAAUCCAUCCAUGUGACAGUUAUUUCUAAGGGACACACCCCUUGGGAACACUUGUAUAUAUACUACCCUGUCUGCAAUAAAGAAACCAUCCCUGCCAUUUGUCUCAUUCUCUCCUGUCUCUCCACUGAUUCACCACUGAGCACUGCAAUAGACCACAAUACGUUAUCAGCACUGUCUCAAGGAGAAAUCAGAGUAGGGAAAGAGGAAGAACACGCGGUUCUUGACAAGAACAGCAAGAUCGAUCUGCACAUCAACAGCAAGGUAUGAAACAUACCGUUUCCAUGCGCAUACGCCGUAUGCGCGAAGUUCUUCAUAUUGUUGAUGAUGCGAUGUUGGAAGCGUUCACCGUUGGGCAAGCCGCAGCGCUUCCACCGGUGCACGCGAUCCCUGAACGCCGUGUGCAAGUGCAAAAUGUGCACUUCUGUGUUAUCCAUGGAUGGACAGCGGUGGUUCCGCUGCCGGUGGUGGAGUGUGGACUCCCCACUGCAUCCCCGUCGCCACCGGUGCCGGUCGUUGACGUGGGAUCGUCUGCAUCCGCUCCUAUGGACGUCAAUUUGGAGGCACCACCGCCACCUGCAGCGGCAGUUGCUCGUCGUUCGCCAUCUCCACCAGUGUCUAUGGUCGUCGGGACCAUCGCUGCCCGUCGUGGGCAGCCUGCUCGCGCUGUUGAUGCCCCGAGAGGCUGCAUCAUCUUCACCGACCAUCACCCAAAUGGGGUGGCCUCAUCUUCCUCCUCCAAUCGGAGGGCCUAAUGGCCCUCGAUCCGGCCGCCACGUCGGCCUCAUCUUCCUCCUCCAAUCGGAGGGCCUAAUGGGCCUAAUGAUCCUCCAAUCGGAGGGCCUAAUGCCAAAAGUUAUGGGGUUGUACUAUACAUAUAUUAAGAGCAAUGCACAUGUUGCAUACAAGGUAAUUUUCCAAGAUGUUGAUGCAUUCCAGAUUUGGCAUGAUCGACUUGGUCAUCCUGGCGUAGGGAUGAUGAGGAAAAUUACAGGCAAUUCAAUUGGUCAUAAUUUGCCCACAACAAGUUUUCCCAAAUCUCAGGAUUUUGUUUGCACCGCAUGUGCAACUGGGAAACUUAUUUUGAGACCAUCAUAUCUCAAAAUUAAAGCUGAACCGCUUAAAUUCCUUGAAAGGAUUCAAGGAGAUAUUUGUGGGCCAAUUAUACCAACUUCUGGGCCGUUCAGGUAUUUCAUGGUACUGAUUGACACAUCUACUAGAUGGUCACAUGUGUGUUUACUAUCAACACGCAACCAUGCAUUUGCCAAGAUAAUAUCUCAAAUUAUCAAGUUAAAGGCAAAUUUUCCUGAACAUCGGAUUAGUUCAAUCCGAAUGGACAAUGCUGCUGAAUUCAAAUCUCAGGCAUUCAAUGAUUAUUGUAUGGCGCUGGGGAUUCAAGUACAGCACUCGGUACCGUAUGUCCACACCCAGAAUGGUUUGGCUGAGUCACUAAUCAAGAGGAUUAAACUCAUAGCAAGGCCAUUAUUGAUGAAUUGCAAAUUGCCUUCGUCGUGUUGGGGUCAUGCAGUUCUGCACGCUGCUGACCUUAUACAAUUACGACCAACUGCAUACCAUUCAACAUCCCCAAUACAAAUGGUACGUGGAAAUCCUCCAAGUAUUUCCCAUUUGCGCAAAUUUGGAUGUUGUGUAUACAUUCCAAUCUCACCACCUCAGAGAACAGCUAUGGGCCCACACAGGAAAGUGGGGAUCUAUGUGGGAUUUCAAUCUCCGUCGAUCAUUAAGUAUUUAGAACCCUUAACAGGGGAUCUAUUUACAGCCCGUUUUGCUGACUCUAUUUUUGAUGAGGAACAUUUCCCGGCAUUAGGGGGAGAAUUUAAGUACCAAAAAGAAUGCCAGGAAAUAAAUUGGAAUACUCAAUGUGUUCCAGGUUCUGAUCCACGUACUUCAGAAACUGAACUGCAAGUUCAGAAAAUUAUACAUUUGCAAAGACUUGCAAAUGAACUGCCAGAUGCAUUCACUAAUUACAAAGGUGUCACUAAAUCAUUCAUUCCUGCUAGGAAUGCACCAGAAAGAGUGGAAGUACCGAAUAAGGCCACUCAACUCCUAGAGAGGAGAAGUAUGGUGAAUAAGCGCUGUUCUGUUGCCAAGAAGCAAAGAACAAUAGUGAAUGCAAAAGGACACCAAAAUGAUACAAUGUAUCAUGUGGAUUGUGAUGAUCCACAACCCAGCUCGGAUGUGCACAUAACCGAGGCUGGGACAUCGGAAAAUCCUAGACACAUCAAUUUGGGAAAUUCUGAUGAGUCUCUAAGGAAUGAUGAAAUUGCCAUCAACUAUGUUGAGACUGGUGAAACAUAUGAUAGAAAAGCUACCAAUGUCGACAUAUAUUUCUCCGAGCAGAUUGCUGAGGACCUUCAAAAUGAUCUAGAUCCAAAGACCAUGGCAGAGUGCAGUAAGCGCUCGGAUUGGAUCAAAUGGAAGGCAGCAAUCGAAGCGGAGUUAGCCUCGCUUUACAAAAGAGAAGUUUUCUCUGCUGUAAUACCUACACCACGUGAUAUCUUCCCUGUGGGAUAUAAGUGGGUUUUCAUUCGGAAACGAAAUGAAAAUGGUGAGGUAGUGAGAUACAAAGCAAGGCUAGUAGCACAAGGGUUUACACAAAGACCCGGCGUUGAUUUCAACGAAACUUAUUCAACAGUCAUGAGUGCAAUAACAUUCCGAUAUUUAAUAUCUUUGGCAGUGCAAAAUCGUCUAUCUUUGCAGUUGAUGGACGUAGUGACCGCAUAUCUUUAUGGGUCACUGGAUUCUGAUAUGUACAUGAAAGUUCCUGAUGGAAUAGAUGUACCGAAUCCAAAGACAAAGUGCAACAUGUAUUGUGUAAAGUUGCCGAAGUCAUUAUAUGGCUUAAAACAAUCGGGCAGAAUGUGGUACAACCGAUUGAGUGAAUUCCUUUUGAGUAAGGGAUACACGAAAAAUGAUGAUUGCCCGUGCGUCUUCAUCAAAAGAUCCAAAGUGGGAUUCUGUAUCAUAUCAGUUUAUGUUGAUGACCUUAACAUCAUAGGUAAUAAACUUGAUAUUGAUGAAGCACGUCAUCAUUUAACGACGGAAUUUGAGAUGAAGGAUUUGGGUAAAACCAAAUUUUGCUUAGGUCUACAACUUGAGCAUUUACCUUCUGGAAUCCUUGUACAUCAAAGUACAUAUACCCAAAUGGUAUUGGAAAAAUUCAAUAUGCAUAUGUCUUAUCCUUCAAAGACUCCUAUGGUGGUCAGAUCCUUGGAUUUAAAGAAAGAUCCAUUCAGACCACAGGAUGAUGAAGAACAGACAUUGGGACCGGAGUUCCCAUAUCUCAGUGCUAUUGGUGCAUUGAUGUAUCUUGCUAACAAUACCCGGCCGGAUAUUGCUUUUGCAGUAAAUUUGUUAGCAAGGCACAGUUCUGCCCCCAACGAAAAGACACUGGGUUGGCAUUAAGAAUAUUUUCCGAUACCUAAAUGGCACAAAGGAUCUAGGACUCUUUUACAAGAGAAGUAAUGAUCGUAGUU